Giardia duodenalis is the source of this 819-nucleotide messenger RNA. Its product is annotated as Phosphate-starvation-inducible E. The transcript has a single exon. The coding region runs from base 1 to 819 and encodes 272 amino acids. The record is from RefSeq and is a predicted model, not a curated record. NCBI's taxonomy places the organism in Eukaryota, Fornicata, Diplomonadida, Hexamitidae.
AUGAGCGGCACGGAUGUCUUGUCGUUGGACUUGGGCGGCGAGACGGCAUCUGGGCACACCCAGAUAAUUGACUUUGCGAAGGAAGAGCUUGCAAUACAGGAGGCUACAGAUGAAAUAUCUCUGGAUAUUCAUGAUGAGUCUUUAGUGAUCGCCUCUCCAGAUAUGCUCUUUCCUUCGCAUAAGCGGAGGCAGCAAUACUCACCUGCAGGUUCUCCUCAAAUGAACAGGCUUUCUCAGAAGUUACAGUCCAUCAAGGUGCUCACUAGUUUAGCAAUAAAUACGAUACACCGGAUGCGAAGGGAGCACAUAGUCCAGGGCCGCACACUUUUACCAUCUCAUCUUCCAACAAUUACUGAUGAUGCAAACAAGAUCCUUUCCACCUCCCGGGCGCACAGAUGCUAUUUCCGCAUGGUUCUGGUUAUGCUCUUUAUAUAUGACAAGUAUGUCUUGCUUCCUGCAGGAGUUAUCAUGGUGGUUGUCUCUGUCAUGUCCAUUAUCCAUGUAGGACAUUCCAUGGUAAGGGCCUACAUGGAGUAUCCACACAUGGUCCUGGACACGGUGCAGUACCUAGAGGUGAUCCGAAGUAUUACGCUGGUCCUGCUUGUGGCCGAACUGUUUGACUCCCUCCUCACACAGAUCAGUACGGGGUAUGAUCACAUCCGGUCCAUUAUUCUCAUAGGGAUCAUGGCGUCUGCGCGGCAGCUCAUCUUCAUCGACCUCGACAGUCAUUCCUUCGCAGAACUGGUAGGCUUCGGGAGCCUCUGCCUCUCUCUGGGUGCUGCGUUCGCGCUCCUCACCGCCGACCCACCGAGGAUCUAG